AUGGAAGGGCGGAAGAGCAUUCCGAAUAGAAGGAUCAGCCAGUGCAAAGGCUUCUACGUGGGGACCUUGGACAUACCGGAGUGUCGCCCAUCUUCCUCCAGUUGUCUACAAGCUCGACAAGAUGAAGACCUUUGUGUGUUGUGUGCUGAUGAUAUCCAGAGUGCCUCGAAGACUGCCCAGUUUAUUUUGGGCAUUCACUGUUUUAAUGGCACUCCAUUGCUGGUGAGGAGAAGCAGUGACCCAGCGCCAGGCCCACCUGCUGAUGCCCAGCCAAGUGCUUCACACCCCAGUGGCCAGAGUCUGAAACCUGUUAUUCUAGAUUCCACACAGAACUUAGAAGAUGGAGAAGUUAUGAAUGGUGUACAGACAGAACCACUGACGUCGCCAAAAACCAAGGAUGCAUUGAGUGAUAUGACAAGAACAGUGGAGAUUUCUGGGGAAGGAGGCCCCUUGGGAAUACAUGUAGUGCCCUUCUUUUCAUCUCUGAGUGGAAGGAUUCUAGGACUCUUCAUCCGCGGCAUUGAAGAAAAUAGCAGGUCCAAGCGGGAGGGACUAUUUCAUGAAAAUGAAUGUAUUGUAAAAAUCAACAGCGUGGACCUUGUAGACAAAACCUUUGCUCAGUAA
This is a messenger RNA of Leptonychotes weddellii (Weddell seal), 624 nucleotides long. NCBI's taxonomy places the organism in Eukaryota, Metazoa, Chordata, Mammalia, Carnivora, Phocidae. The record is from RefSeq and is a predicted model, not a curated record.